This is a messenger RNA of Syzygium oleosum, 1766 nucleotides long. RefSeq names its product probable aspartic proteinase GIP2. Gene Ontology annotation, biological process: proteolysis. The record is from RefSeq and is a predicted model, not a curated record. NCBI's taxonomy places the organism in Eukaryota, Viridiplantae, Streptophyta, Magnoliopsida, Myrtales, Myrtaceae. Bases 292 to 1602 code for a protein of 436 amino acids. Gene Ontology annotation, molecular function: aspartic-type endopeptidase activity. The transcript has a single exon.
AUGAUCUGAUAACAUAAGAAAUAAUAAGUGAAUUGGCGCGAGAGAGAAUUGGAUAGGAAGAAACCCCUACAGGGUGUACUCCACUGCAAAUAUUGAAAAGUCAAAGUCAAGAAUCCACCACCAUCUCGCUAAAAUCAACACGCUAUUGACACACAAAGGCAAAUUUUAAAUGCCGAAAAUAUGAAAAGUUCAGACCAACAUGCUAUUUAACGACGUUCUUCUUCUCUUCCACCUAAAAUCUGCUCUCAUCUUCAUCUUCCAGUUCACAUACUCUCUCUCCAGCUCUCAUCCAUGGCUUCUCUUUCUUUCCGCUUUCUUACACUUUGUUCGAUCGUUCUAUCAAUCACCUUCCCCGUCACUUGGCAGGCCUCAUUCAGGCCCAAGGCACUGGUCCUUCCAGUCAUCAAGGACUCCUCGACUCUCCAAUACCUCACCACCCUGCACCAAAGAACCUCCUUGGUCCCUGUCAAGCUGACCCUCGACCUUGGUGGCAAGUUCCUCUGGGUCGACUGCAACCGAGGCUACUCGUCGUCCUCCUACACCCCGGCUAGGUGCCGCUCGGCCCAGUGCUCCCUCGCAGGGUCCAAGAUCUGCAUCAGCUGCUUCUCCGGGCCCUUGCCCGGCUGCAGCAACAACACGUGUGGCCUCUCCCCAGACAACACAGUGACGCGCACCUCCACGGACGGCGAGGUGGCCCAGGACGUCGUGGCGGUGCAGUCCACCGACGGGUCGAACCCGGGCCCGGUCGUCUCGGUGCCCAAAUUCCUCUUCAUCUGUGGGGCCACAUUUCUCCUGCAAGGCCUGCCCAGUAGGGCACAGGGGAUGGCAGGGUUAGGGAGGACUAGGAUUUCACUUCCCUCUCAAUUCUCUGCUUCCUUCAGCUUUGAUAGGAAGUUUGCCAUUUGCUUGAGCUCAUCGUCAAGCUCCAGUGGAGUGGCCUUCUUUGGCAGUGGGCCUUACAUGAUGCUUCCUGGGAUUGAUGUCUCAAAGUCUCUCAUCUACACUCCACUGAUCAUCAACCCAGUGAGCACUGCAUCGUCUUACUUUACGGGUGAGCCCUCAACAGAGUACUUCAUCGGGGUCAAGUCCAUACAAGUCAAUGGCAAACAAGUCCCUUUAAACGCAUCCCUCUUGAACAUCGACAAAGAAGGCAACGGCGGCAUCAAGAUCAGCACUGUGAACCCGUACACCGUGAUGCAGACCUCGAUCUACAAGGCCGUGGUCGGGGCUUUCAUGAAGGAGCUCUCGCAAGUUCCGAGGGUCCCGCCGUUGAAGCCCUUCGGGGCCUGCUUCGACUCGAAAAGCAUCGGAAGCACGAGGGUUGGGCCGGGCGUGCCGCAGAUCGACCUGGUGCUGCAAAGUAGCAGUGUGUAUUGGAGGAUCUUUGGGGCUAAUUCGAUGGUGCAAGUGAAGGAGGGUGUGUUGUGCUUGGGCUUUGUGGAUGGAGGGUCGAGUCCAAGGACGUCAAUAGUGAUUGGAGGGCAUCAAUUGGAGGACAACUUGCUGCAGUUUGAUCUGGCCACAUCAAGGCUUGGGUUCAGCUCUUCUCUCCUGUUCAGGCAAACCACCUGCUCAAACUUCAACUUCACAACCAAAGCUUAGUGGGAUGCCACCAUGAAGGUUCCUUUUUUUUCUUUUAAUUAAUAAAGGGCGAGAUAUAUUGGUGGGUCAAAAAUAUAUUAAUAAAUUUUUUUGCAAUUGGAAUAUGUAACUUGUAUAAUCAUUUUGAUCCGUGAGAUAAAGAGUAAAAUAUGUUUAUUGGUUGA